Molecule: messenger RNA, 1392 nt
Organism: Mesocricetus auratus (golden hamster)
Lineage: Eukaryota; Metazoa; Chordata; Mammalia; Rodentia; Cricetidae
Product: B box and SPRY domain-containing protein
Source: RefSeq, a predicted model, not a curated record
AUGGCAAGCGUCCUGCAAACGUUCGGGAACGCGGCCCCUCUACCCCCAGCCCCCUCCCCUACGCGGCGGGGACUGUCAUCCAUCAUUUGGGGCAGCGAGACGGAACCUCACCGAGGAAAGGACUCUAUCCGUCUCGGUCAGUUUUUCAUUGUUAUUGGAAAGCACAGCAGGUGCUUAUAUAAUUAUCGGGGCCGGGCCGCGAACCUCUGCUGGGGUCCGAGUUGGGCCAGUUGUGCACGGAGAGCCUCUGAGCAGUUCUGCCUCUCCGAGAGACAGCUGGUGUGGGCAGCCUGCGCUGGGCUGGGCUGCUGCUGUUGCAGGCACCAGGCAGAGGAGCUGCGAAGCAAGAUUGUGGACCAGUGUGAGAGGCUACAGUUACAGAAAUCUGCCAUCACCAAGUAUGUGGUGGAGGUCCUGCAAGGGAAGAGUCAGAAAGCAGUGGGUCUUUUCCAGGAUCUGACUCCUCGUUUUAUCCCUUGCCAAAGCAUGGCUAGUACAACGAGGGAACUGGUUAUCCAGAGGCUGAGUCUGGUGAGGAGCCUGUGUGAGAGUGAGAAACAGUGAUUACUGGAGCAGGUGCACGGUGAAGAGGAGCGGGCCCACCAGAGCAUCCUGACUCAGCAGGCACAUUGGACUGAGGCACUGAAGAAGCUGGACACCCUCCGUACCAGCCUGGUUGGCAUGCUUACCCAUGUGGAUGACCUCCAGCUGAUUAAGGAGCAGGAGAUUUUUGAGAGGGCUGAGGAAGCAGAGGGCAUUUUAGAUCCCCUGGAGUCGGACAAAUUAAGCUUUAACGAGAAGUGUGCUCGGAGCCCACUACUGACUCAGCUCUGGGCAACAUCGGUUCUCGGGUCUCUCUCAGGCGUGGAGGAGGUGUAUAUCAAGGAAAGGACUGUCAGCCCCUUAUUGCAAUUAUCUGAAGAUCGAUGGACCCUGACCUUCAAUGCCAAGAAGUCCAAGGCCUGCUCAGAUGACCCAGAGCGCUGUGGCCACUGGCCCAAUGCCCUGGCUGCCACCACCUUCCAGGCUGGACUCCAUGCCUGGAUAGUCAAUGUUCAGCACAGUUGUGCUUAUAAAGUGAGCGUGGCCUCAGCCCAGCUGCCCCGAAAGGGUUCUGGUAGUGAUUGCCGCCUGGGCCAUAAUGCCUUCUCCUGAGUCUUCUCCUGCUAUGAUCAAGAAUUCUGUUUCUCACACAAUGGGCAGCACGAGCCUCUGGCACUGCUUCAGUGCCCAGCACAACUGGGCAUGCUGCUGGACCUCCAAGCAGGAGAGCUGCUCUUCUGUGAGCCUGCCUCGGGGACAGUCCUUCACAUCCUCCGUUCAUCCUUCCCUCGGCUGCCGCUGUCCCCAGUCUUUGUCAUGGCUGACCAGGUCACCUCCACUGUCCACUGA